Messenger RNA from Rhineura floridana, 2286 nucleotides. RefSeq names its product serine incorporator 3 (gene SERINC3). Bases 222 to 1607 code for a protein of 461 amino acids. The transcript is spliced from 10 exons. The record is from RefSeq and is a predicted model, not a curated record. NCBI's taxonomy places the organism in Eukaryota, Metazoa, Chordata, Lepidosauria, Squamata, Rhineuridae. Gene Ontology annotation, cellular component: membrane.
CCUGCAUUGGUCGGCUCAUCAGACCCCACCCCUCCCCGAUGAUCGGCCUUGGUUGCCUGUAGUGCGCGGCCAAUCAGCGCGGCGCUGAAGGGCGGUGACAACAACAGAGGCAACAACAGCCGAAGCAGCUGCGGCGGCGCCAGGCCUGGAGGGGUGGGAGCUAGGGGAGACGGAAGCGGGUCCGCGGGAGAAGCUGAGAGCGGAGGGGCUGCGCUACCGCCAUGGGGGCAGUGCUGGGCGUCUGUUCUCUGGCCAGCUGGAUUCCAUGCCUGUGCAGUGGUGCAUCAUGUUUGCUGUGUCGCUGUUGUCCCAACAGCAAGAAUUCUACAGUUACUCGGCUUAUUUUUGCCUUCCUGCUUCUACUGAGUACUCUUGUUGCAUGUAUCAUGCUGGCACCAGGAAUGGAAAAACAGCUGAAAAAGGUGCCUAGAUUUUGUGAUGGCUUUGUUGACUGUGAAGCUUUGGUUGGAUACAGAGCAGUCUACCGAAUCAGUUUUGCCAUGGCGGUGUUUUUCUGUCUCUUUGCACUGUUUACGAUACAAGUGAAAUCAAGUAAAGAUCCAAGGGCUUCUGUGCAUAAUGGGUUUUGGUUCUUCAAAAUCGCUGCAAUUGUUGGAAUCAUGGUUGGAGCAUUUUACAUUCCAGAAGGGCCUUUCACAACAGCAUUAUUUGCUAUUGGCACCGCCGGUGCCUUCUGCUUCAUUCUGAUCCAGCUUGUGCUGCUUGUAGACUUUGCUCAUUCCUGGAAUGAAUCCUGGGUUGAACGAAUGGAAGAAGGAAACUCCAGAUGUUGGUAUACUGCUCUGCUGACAUGUACUAGCUUGAACUACAUCCUGUCAUUUAUUGCCAUUGUGCUGUUCUAUGUCUUCUACACAAAACCUGAUGCCUGUACUGAGAACAAGUUUUUCAUCAGCUUUAAUAUGAUUGCCUGCAUUGCUGUGUCGAUCACAUCAAUCCUUCCCAAAGUCCAGGAAUACCAAUCUCGUUCUGGUCUUCUCCAGUCCUCUGUUAUUACUCUCUACACUAUGUACCUCACUUGGUCUGCCAUGUCCAAUGAGCCUGAACGUAUCUGUAAUCCAAGUCUUUUGAACAUCAUCAGUCAAAUAGCUGCACCUACUUCCAUCCCAGUGAAUGCAACUGUUGGACCUGUUCCUACACCUGCACCGCAAAAACCACUGCAGUGGUGGGAUGCACAGAGCAUUGUUGGGCUUAUUAUCUUUGUACUUUGUCUCUUGUACUCCAGUAUCCGGUCUUCUAACAACAGUCAAGUGAACAAACUGAUCCUGUCUGCAAGUGACAGUGUCAUUCUGGAUCAUGCUCCAGGUACUGGUGGAGAUGUAGAAGAUGGAGACACUCAGCGGGUCUUGGAUAAUGAAAAGGAUGGUGUUCAGUAUAGUUACUCCUUUUUCCACUUCAUGCUGUUUCUUGCCUCCCUGUAUAUCAUGAUGACUCUUACUAAUUGGUAUAGCCCUGAUGCUGAAUCCAAGACUCUGACAAGCAAAUGGCCAGCAGUCUGGGUGAAGAUCUCUUCAAGCUGGGUCUGCCUCCUCCUUUACCUUUGGACCUUAGUGGCACCUCUUGUCCUUACCAGUCGGGACUUCAAUUAAACGACAACUUCUCUGAAAGCAUGGAAAUCUGAAGUUCCUUUCUGUUGAAAGCCAAAUGUUCUGUAUUGCUUCUUGGAGCUAAGGCUCCAGCCAUCUCUCCUGCAAUAUAUACCGAUGAAUAGAAAGCUGCUAAUAUGUAUAAUGCUUGAUGCAAGAUUUAAACUGUACAUUUUGAUAUGUUUAAAGCAAAGCUAGCUUUACUAUUAGUCACAGCUGUGCUGUUUGAAGUGCUGUAAAAACCAGUAGUGUGAACACCAAACUGUUGCAAGAAAGAUUGAUUGAGCUGAAAGUAAUAUAUUUUAAAGUUCUAAUGCUUCAGUAUAUGGAAGUGAAAGCCAUACUGCAGAUGUACAUUCCACUUCAGGAAAACAUGUCCAAGGGUGCUUUUAAUAUGUAGUCUGUUUUUAUCAAUAGAAUAGCAUGCUAAUAUAGUGUAGCAAGUUCAAAUUAGCAAUUUUAGAUGAUUGUAGAAGACAAAUUUUAUAGAAAACAGAUGUUCCUCUAAAUUUUAGCAUUUGCCAGUUAAUUUGAAAUGAAGUAUCCUAUAUGCUUUAACCAAAUUAUAUUAAGAGAAGUUGAAGUGCUGUUUUUCUAAUAUUAGCAACGUGGAUAAAAGCCAGUGCAUCAUUUUGUGAAUCUUGGCAUUUAAUAUUUGCACUAUAAAUAUGUUUGAUUAAAA